AUGAAACUUUGUCUUAAAGAUCAAUUAUUUUCUGAAACAGAAAUUCGUUUAAAAGUACAAGAAUUAGCUUUACGUAUUGAACAUGAUGCUAAUAAUCGUCCAAUUGUAUUUAUUGUUGUUUUAAAUGGUGCAUUUAUAUUUGCAUCAGAUCUUAUUCGUUAUAUUCAAAAUGAUAAUAUUCAAUUGGAUACAAUUUGUACAUCAUUAUAUAAAAAUGAUAUGAUUGCUAGUGGACAUGUUAAAUUACGUAAAGAUAUUGAUUUAAAUUUACAAGAACAUUAUGUUGUUUUAAUAGAAGAUAUUAUUGAUACAGGUCGAACAUUAAAAUAUUUAUCAGAAUAUAUUAUGAAUAAAUAUAAACCAUAUUGUUUAAAAAUAUGUACACUAUUAGAUAAACCAUCACGAAGAGUUGUCGAUUUAAAAGCGGAUUAUGUUGGAUUUACUAUCGAUGAUUUAUUUGUAGUAGGAUAUGGAAUUGAUUGUUGUGAAAAAUAUCGACAAUUACCCUAUAUUUCUUAUGUUGAACAAAUAAUAGAGGAUAAUUAA
Molecule: messenger RNA, 546 nt
Organism: Didymodactylos carnosus
Lineage: Eukaryota; Metazoa; Rotifera; Eurotatoria; Philodinida; Philodinidae
Source: the annotation of a GenBank genome assembly